Molecule: messenger RNA, 970 nt
Organism: Owenia fusiformis
Lineage: Eukaryota; Metazoa; Annelida; Polychaeta; Sabellida; Oweniidae
Source: the annotation of a GenBank genome assembly
UUUGACGUGUAAUUUGAAUACAGCAGAGCUAGAAUAAUAUUCUUUAAGGCGAAAUCGAAAUAUAUUCCCAAAAGAAAAAACACCAGUAAUAGAAUAGAAAAACAAACUGUAUUUUGAUAUAAAUAGUAUGUGUUUUAUAUCGUUUAUAUUGACUAAAUGAUAAUUCGUAGACAACUUUGGAAAUAUACUCAUAGCUCCGUUCAAUAUGGCUGAAGAAGAAAUCGAACAAUCCGAAGACGUUAGGGUCCAAAAGAAGGUCGGCAAACAUGAUGACGGUGCUGCCGAUCUGGAAAAGGUCACAGAUUACGUUGAAGAAGCCGAAAUAUCACCACAGAACAUAAGCGAUGCCAUGAAGGUCAUGAAUGAGAGGAAAGCUCGGGAACUCCAAGAAAAGCAAACACGAGAACGAGAAUUAUCGCAGGUGAAGAUAAACAAAGAUGAUGUUGAACUUAUUGUAAAUGAAAUGGAAAUAUCAAGGACAUUAGCAGAGAGGAAGUUACGGGAACAUGGAGGGAAUGCCGUCGAGGCAUUGAUUGAGCUAACGAACUGAUACGAUGUGCAAAACUACAACUUUUAUAUUGGCCCAUUAUAAGGUGUAUAAUAUGGUUGCAGCGUUACUGAAAUCGAACAGCUUGUAUAUGCAACUAUUCUGCAAAUAUAGAUGACUCAAUGGAGAACAGCUGCAGAUUGAUUUUUCCCUUUGGAUUGCUGGGCUGUAUUUUUUAUCUCAUUCCUAAACUAUUUUUUCAUACCCAGUGUUUGACAUUCAUUUACUUAAAAGAAACCUUACAAAAGUUGCUCCUGAUGUCAUGACAUUCUGUGACAUUCAAAUGAAAAAGGGGGGAACAGUAAUAUAAGACAUGUCAUUUUCAUACUUCAGUUAAGACCACACAAGUACCUUUAAACUUUAAAAGAAAAAAUGUAAGGAUUUGAGACAAUAAAACAAUAAAGUAAUUUAUAACAAUAUAGU